Messenger RNA from Zootermopsis nevadensis, 2213 nucleotides. RefSeq names its product lariat debranching enzyme (gene ldbr). Lineage: Eukaryota; Metazoa; Arthropoda; Insecta; Blattodea; Termopsidae. Gene Ontology annotation, cellular component: nucleus. Gene Ontology annotation, biological process: mRNA splicing, via spliceosome. The record is from RefSeq and is a predicted model, not a curated record. Gene Ontology annotation, molecular function: RNA lariat debranching enzyme activity.
CGCAUUGUUUGGUUAUGGAUGCAAUUUGUAUGUGUGUUGUUAAAAGUGUUGGUGUUGCGCUGUAGUGGAAAGAAUUUAUAGGAUUUUAUUAUUAUAUUUAUUUCCUCUCCUCUUACUUUGGUUUUAGGCAAUGACAGCCUACUUUUAUGUUUAUAUUACUUGCAAGUAGUUCAUUUUAAUAAUCGACAGAAGUAAGAAUUUUGUGCAUAAUUUCCUUUUAUGUUCACGUUAUUUGGUAAAAUAACAGUCCAGCAGAGUUUUGACUGAAUUGUUAGUGUGAUAUCAAAUAUGAAGAUUGCUGUUGAGGGUUGUGCUCAUGGAGAGAUGGAGAAAGUAUAUGAAGCCGUUCAACAUUUGGAAAAGAAAGAUGGAAUUAAAGUUGACCUUUUAAUCUGCUGUGGAGACUUCCAAGCAACAAGAAAUGAAGAAGAUUUAAGAUGCAUGGCAGUGCCACCUAAGUAUCAGAAAAUGUGUACUUUCUAUAAGUAUUACUCUGGGGAAAAAGUUGCUCCAGUUUUAACAAUUUUCAUAGGUGGAAAUCAUGAAGCAUCAAAUUAUCUACAAGAAUUGGCAUAUGGGGGAUGGGUUGCUCCCAGAAUAUACUACAUGGGCUAUGCUGGUAUUGUGAAUAUAGCAGGGGUCCGAAUAGGUGGUUUGUCAGGCAUCUACAAGGGCCAUGACUAUUGUAAAGGGCACUUUGAAAAGUCCCCAUAUACAGAAGAUACCAAAAGGAGCGUGUAUCAUGUCCGAAACUUGGAAACUUUCAGAUUAAAACAGGUUCGACAGCCUAUCGAUAUUUUCUUCUCCCAUGACUGGCCUCGAGGAAUUUAUAAUUAUGGGGAUACCAAUCAACUUCUACAAUUCAAACCUUUUUUCACUAAUGAAGUAAAGUGUAACACACUUGGUAGCAGGCCAUGUGAAGAGCUGUUGUAUCAUUUGAAGCCCACAUACUGGUUUGCUGCCCAUCUGCAUGUUAAAUUUGCAGCUCUUGUACCACAUUCUUCAGAUAAUGAAGAUACUAAUAAACAGACAACCAAAUUUUUGGCAUUGGAUAAAUGUUUGCCAAGAAGGAAAUUUUUACAGAUUGUUGAUAUACCACACGAUCCAACGAAAUCAAUUGAGCUUGAAUAUGAUUUGGAAUGGCUUACAAUACUUCAUUUUACAAAUCACCUUCUCAGUGUGAGAAAGACAAAUCAGUAUAUGCCUGGGCCAGGAAUGGAUGGCAGAUGGGACUUUGUGCCAACAAACGAGGAGAUGGAUUUUGUGCGACAAAAGUUUGGUAAUAAUUUUCUUGUCCCUGAAAACUUUACACAGACUGCAGUUCCAUUUGAACCGAAAAAUCAGAAUAAUUCUUCGUAUAGGAAUAGUUAUUCUUAUAGUGAUCAAGCUCCAGCAUGUAUAAAUGUACAGACAACAGCAUUUUGUGACAGGCUGAGUGUUGUUGAUCCGAUGGCAUUGCUGUUACAUUCUUCAAAAGAAUCAUCCUUUGAUUCUAACCAGAGCAAGAUGGCCUGCUGCAGUACACCACCAAAUUACCUGACACCAGAAUGCUCUGGCAAUGUCACACAAGUCUCUCUGGAUGACAGUUCCCACAUUGAUACGCUAAGUGACAGCAUGAAGUCAGAUUCCUUGAAAUGUUCCAUCUCUUCAAGUCCAUUGCAAAGGUGCUUACGUCUUGCCCUUCCAAGUCCCCAUUAUAGUGAUCUGGAUGAAUCCAUGAGAAGUUUUGGAGAUGAUGCAAACAGUUCCCCUGAUUGUUUACUGUUGUCACAUUCACUUCCAAGUCCAAAAGACAGUGAUGCUGAUGAACCAGUUUGCAGUGACACUGGAAACUCAUUUUCUAGUUCCUCAGAACUUACUUCAGGAGCAUCCAUCACAGGUUUUGAAGUAGUUGCAGAAACAAGCAUUUCAUCUUGUGACGAGCCUAAACUGAAAAGGUUCAAACGUCGUAAUCAAGCACUAUACUCCAGUGCAGAAGAUGAUGGUUGAUAGUGACAUGCUAUAGCAGAACUGUAUAAUCAGUAAGAAAAUUAAUAGGACAUACAAAUAUUAUGAUAUGAUUUUCGUAAAAUCAUGAACAUCGGUAAUAUUUUUUAUUUUGUCAACUUUAUUUUAAUGUUAACAGAAAUAUGUUUUAUAUAAUGGCCAUGCUGUAAUGAAAAGCAUGUAAUUUCUGUGAAAUAUAAACAUUUUAACUAUAUGCACAGAAAAUA